This is a messenger RNA of Exophiala mesophila, 2877 nucleotides long. RefSeq lists its product as uncharacterized. NCBI's taxonomy places the organism in Eukaryota, Fungi, Ascomycota, Eurotiomycetes, Chaetothyriales, Herpotrichiellaceae. Bases 694 to 2598 code for a protein of 634 amino acids. The transcript has a single exon. The record is from RefSeq and is a predicted model, not a curated record.
CUUCAUCAAUCGCCUCGACACCUACAACGCUUCAUUUACUCCUCUUUCUACCUUUUAAGCCUUGCUCAGCUUUGACCUUACCUGUCACUUCUAAUAGACACCUCCACUGAUACCGUCCCAGCAACCAAACAUGACCUUGCCGCCUCCUAAACUGUAUCCCUCCUCCAUCAUCUGUUGUUUGUCCCCUGUUUAAGAUCCCGGUCUAUCGGUCCUGACCACGGUCAAACUUGUCUACAACUGUGUUCCUGUAUACCUCUACCUAUCCACCUCCUUGAUUCCCCAGUCUGGGCCUUUCACAAAUUGCCAAAAAGCCUCGACGGAUCGUCCAAUGCCUGCAAUGCCCUUCUAGGAGACUGUGCAACGACGCAAGACUUGGUCGAUCCUUUGCCUGUUCGCAAUCUUGAUCUUCUACCAUCGGGGCUCCCUGGAUCAGUUCCUUGGCGAACUUUGGGUUCGGUUUCGAGAGAAACUACUGCAAUUAUUACUCGAUCUCCCCUGGUGGAACACCCUCCCGCCAGGCCAAAGGCUUGCAGGGCAAGCUAUUCUGCUGGCUUUCCUCGGCCCGCCAGGCGCAUAUAUCGACCUCAUCGAUCAAGUCUUGCAGCGAGAGAUUGGACCCCUUGGAGGCUUUGCAGACACUGAUUUCAAUGAGGAGAUUUAAAGACAGCUGACCCAGAAACCACGGCGUCCGUCAUGAACAAAUCCAUAUUUGAGCGUAUAUUCCCCCACUCCCCAACCAGCAGACUACCACAGUACAAUGACGAUGACGAUUACACUUCUCUUUAUGCUUCUAGAUCACCCUCCUCCCCCCCUCGAAUCUCGCUCCGUGAUUCGAGAUCUUCGUCCUCUUCUCAAGCUCUCCGUUCUCUCUCUCCCAGGCAGACCUCAUCUCCUGCAAACAAACCUGCCAUACGUUCAAAUGACCCUUUUCUCCACAUCACCCGCGCAUCCAAUCAACUACAACGUACUUUUCAAACCCUCCUCGACGCUCAAUCCGAAGGGCUAAGCGCUGGGAUUGGACUUGAGGAUGACACCUCAUCAUUCGGUAGUCCCACUCCGACUCCAUCCCAUACCAACCCUGUAAAAGGUGGCAACACAGUUCAUGGGCCGAAGGUCAUUCCUGUUCGUCAACCGCGGGUCCGGAAACUGACGUUGCGAGCGGCUCGGAAAGGCCUUUUCAAUGCAAUGCGCGAACUUGCAGACAUCAAAUCCCACGAAACUUCUUCUAUCGACCAAGAAAUUCAAGCUCGAGAACAAGCGGUUAAGAUUGCUGCAGAUCUCGCCGCACAAAGGACGACACUUCAAGGUGAAAUCGACAACAUUCGACACCAAGGAAGCUCUCGACUUUGGAAAGAUGACUUGGCUCAGGUGGAGCUCGAAAUAAGGACGCUGGAAAACCGUUUGUCGGAGUUACGAGUGCGCCAGCGAUAUUUGAGCUCCAAGAUUGAAGAGGACAUUAGCACCAAAGAAUCCAAGUUGAGUUCCUACCGGGAAGCCUUCCGACUCGGCGAAGCAAGAGAGGUGGAGUUCUUGCGAAAUCCACCCAUCUCACAAGGUCUGGCCACGACCGGGGGCCUUCACCAAACCUUCUACACCUUGAAGCCGGAUCGGAGAACCUUGGAGAUGGCCAUGGAUCAAUGGGGCGCAGAAAUCGAAGAAUUACAAACGCGGAGAAGCAAGGUUGAGAAGGAAAAGGAUGCGUCGAUGGAUGGAUCUCGACUCUGGAGAGACGCAGUCAAGCGUAUCAUCGAAUUCGAGAGGGACCUGAGGGCUCAAACGCAGGAGCUCAGUGCCAGCCAGCUUCAGUCAUAUUCAGGUGAUUCGCAUCUUGCACGCAUUGGAUUGUCGACUUCGAUGGAAGUCGUGGUGACCAAGCUUACAACCUUGAUCCACUCACUUGAAUGGGACCUUGGUCUUGCGGAAAAGAGGGGUUGGAACUUGCUUGUUGUUGCGAUUGGGGCUGAGGUGGCAGCUUUCCAACAAGCCAGAGAGCUCUUGAGCCCGACCAAAGGCCUCACAAACGAGGACGAUUUGAUCGAGGACAGCUUGAGCGAGAGCAAUAUAGACCAUCAAGACGAUGAAAAUGCCGACCUUGUGACCGCAGACGAACCCACACCCAUCAAUACCAACGGUAGUGGGACUUCUUUUACGAACAAAACAAUCACGCCAACUCGCAGCCCGAGUCGACCGGCGAGCGUGACGAGCAACCAAAGCCUCGAAGACACAUUGCGAGAAUUUGCACCGUCGAAGUCGACUGGAGCUUCCAUCAUCGUCAAUCCUCGCCGUACGAUUAGUACAGACCGGAAUGAUAAUGAUGGCCGACGGAACGAGACACAGCGUGCUGAUGGAUAUGCUGGAAAGCCGCUCGGCCGCAGCAUGUACCAGUCGCAGGGCGAAGCCAGGGUGUCCCCCGAAAAUCCCCUCACAACCAGUGCCAGCUCGAGGCACGGAUCGGGUGAGAAAGUGAGUGGUGAUGGCAAAGUUUCCGAACUCCGUAGCCAGAAAGAUACUUCUCAUGUGAGCCUGAGCCAUGGACCUGGGGACGACGACGAUGACGACGACGAUCCGAGUCCCGAUUUCUUCCUGUCACAUUCGUGAACAUGGGGCAAGUUUAAAGGGGGAUGGAUAUAUGUAGAUAUAUAUUUCAUGGAGCUGCCAGAUACUUGACAGCACCAAGGUAGAUAGUCCCAACAGGGGGCGGGGACUUUUCACAAAGCGGAGGGUGAAGACAAAUCCAUUUGGCCGAGCUCAAGGCUCUGUAGAAGAUAUGGCUGAGCCCACCCAGAUGGUGCUUAGUGCACUCUAUUGGAAGCUGUGUACGAGGCUAGGUCGCAUUGAUUGUUCGGAUUGGAAGGCCAACGCCUCCUCAUUACCCAC